CCUCGACGCGCGUUCAAGCACAUAAGUAAGACUUCGUAUCACCUCCUCUGUAGAUCACAUCCAUUACUUGCUUGCAGCCAUGUCCAGGUCAUACGAUCGCGCACUCACCGUCUUCUCUCCGGAUGGUCACUUGUUUCAGGUUGAGUACGCCCUCGAAGCUGUUCGCAAAGGAACAUGUGCUGUCGGUGUUCGGGGUAAUGAUGUGGUCGUUCUUGGCGUCGAAAAGAAAUCCGUCCUGCAACUCCAAGACCCCCGUACCGUUAGAAAGGUCGUGAUGCUUGAUGAUCACAUUUGCCUUGCAUUUGCUGGCUUGACCGCGGACGGCAGAGUCCUCAUCGACAAAGCGCGGAUAGAAUGUCAAAGUCAUCGACUGACUGUAGAGGAUCCUGUCACAGUAGAGUAUAUAACAAGACACAUUGCUGGUAUACAACAGAAAUACACGCAAUCCGGUGGUGUACGACCAUUUGGUAUCUCAACAUUGAUCAUCGGAUUUGAUCCACAUGAUUCGCGACCAAGACUGUACCAGACUGAGCCGAGUGGCAUCUAUAGUGCAUGGAAGGCCAAUGCAAUUGGUCGGUCAUCGAAAACAGUCCGCGAAUUCCUCGAGAAAAAUCACAAAGAUGGCAUGACUCGCGAAGAAAGCAUAAAGCUGACGGUCAAAAGUCUUCUCGAAGUCGUGCAAACAGGAGCGAAAAACAUUGAGAUCAGCGUCAUGGAAAGCUAUGGCAAAGUCACGCACUUGGAACUACCUGAGAUCGAAGCAAUUGUCGCUGAGAUCGAGCGGGAGAAAGAAGCUGAGGCCGAAAGGAAACGGUCAAGGCUGGCGGCAACUGCAGCUGGUCAAGCAGCAAUGGCAACGAGGGCAGAUCAGCCCUCUGGACAGUAAUCCUGUAUUGUAUGUUCUCGUGAAUGACAUCUACAUACCUUUGCUGUGAGGCCGUACAUAAGCCUUUUCAAAU
This is a messenger RNA of Suillus clintonianus, 959 nucleotides long. RefSeq names its product nucleophile aminohydrolase. Gene Ontology annotation, cellular component: nucleus; proteasome core complex; proteasome core complex, alpha-subunit complex. The record is from RefSeq and is a predicted model, not a curated record. Bases 80 to 886 code for a protein of 268 amino acids. Gene Ontology annotation, biological process: ubiquitin-dependent protein catabolic process. NCBI's taxonomy places the organism in Eukaryota, Fungi, Basidiomycota, Agaricomycetes, Boletales, Suillaceae. The transcript has 9 exons.